AUGAUUUCGGGAGUCUUGCUCUAUCGGCACUUUUCUUUUUUGAUUCGGAAAAGAAAAAAUCAAGCCUAUCACGGGCUGAAUUCUGUUCCAGCAACAACAGAAAAUAAUAAUCAUCAUGAAAACCAGAUUCAUCCCUCUCUACGUAGAAAUUUGUUGCUACAGAACGUUAUUCAUCAACAUACCGAGAACAUAACAUUGGCCAUUCUUGUACCGUUCCGAAUUUCAGAUGUCAGGAAUAUAAUAUCAAAUUGGAAUGGAUGGGAGAGUCAACAUUAUCCAUGUUCUGAAACUCUUUUCGGACAACAAUCGGCAACAGCAACCUAUAUUCUCCAUUACGAUUUCGAUAUUGAAAAAUUACAUCCACAAGAGCAAAAAGAAUGGAAAGCACUCCUCAGAAAAAUCUCUGUUUUAACACGCCAAGAAAAGAAAAUGCAUUCGGUUGCAGAUGUGUUGAAAAGUGUUUGGAAUAGGUUGCCAAAAGUUUCACAUUGUUUCAAAAAUUUGGUCAUCAAAUCAGCACAUUCCGAAUUCACAAAAAACCAUGCAGAACUCGCAUGUCAAUCCUUCUAUAAUGGAUUUGAUAUGGUCAGAAAAUUAGGAUACGACUACAUGUAUUUCAUGGAAGCAUCCGUUAGGGCAAUUCGAGAAUUUUGGUUGGAUCAACUGUUUGAGCAGAUUUUGACUCGUAGACACAACAAUAAUGAAGGUCGUGUGAGUGAUUUUUGGCAACGAGGAAGCGUUAACCAUUGCCAUCAAGCCAGAAACAGGAUGGCCAGCAGAAAGGAUUAUCGAAUUAAUAGAAACGCCCUCUAUUUUUUAAAAGACGAGAACUUUGUUGAGUAUGUGAACAAAGCUCAUGAGCAUUUUCCAGUUGGAAAUGGUGGUGUUCAAGUAAAAGGUUGUUCUACAGGAUCAAUAGACGGUGUAGGACCUGACGCGGCGUUAUUUGACUAUAGAAUGCAGCCCGUUCAUUGGAGCAUAACUUCUAAUACUUUUCACAAAUUCCAAUACUCUGAUUUUUUCCUUAAUUUUUGUGAGGAACCUAUCCAUCUUGAAGAUUUGUUGCGUGACUUUACAAACACCUACCUUAUCCAGAGCAAAUUUAUUGAAUGGACUCCAGAGCGAAAAUUAUUUUCACUCUUAUACAGAGAGCUAACGGAGAACAAACUCCAUCUCGUACCCAACAAGGAAGAGCACAAACCAAUUUUAGAUUACAUUCGAAUGAUUAUGAAUAAUGAAUCAGGAAAUGCUAAACGCAGUGUGAUGGAAAUGCUUGAAAAUCAUGAGUAUCUCGUUUAUUUACUCUGUUCUACUGCCAGAUAUCUCAACUUUUUUAAAUUGGCUGGCCAUUCUGCUCUCCAUCCAUUGUGCAUCAAAAUUUGUUACAAGAAUCAAAAUUUGGCGAAACUGUUGAACGAAAAAGCACCAGGAUUUUGCGAGCCGUACUCUGAUGUAGCUGAUGAGAAGUGGAAGAAAUCAUCUCUCAAUAAUAAGCUCUAUCUUUGGACAAGCGACUUUCAUGCAGCACCAAUUGGUUGCAACAUGAACAUUUUAUCUGAAGUUGGAAUUGAAACACAUGCAGAAAUUGACUAUGAAAAUUGUAGACAUUUUCCUGGUACUUGCAAAACUCGUCUCAAAGUGUUAUCUAUUGACGGUUGGAAGGGCGUUUCUUUGGAUCCAUGCCCAAACAAGAUAAGACGAGACUUUUUUCAUGCAUACAGGAAUGAUCCAGAGAUGCAAAGAGUUGAUGCUGUAAUUUGUAGCCAUCCUGUCGCCAACUGUGAGUUAUAUCUUCCAUUUAACAAAUCAUUGAUAGUAUAUGCAACUACUCGUUUGGAAUUUGGUAGAAAUGAUAGAUUUAUAGAUUGGAGAAAGCCAUACUUUACCAGUGCCAACACCUAUCGAUGGAUUUCUUGGGUUAAAACUCUGCAAAAAAUAGCUGCGAAUCCAAGAAACAUAAUUGCUGCCAACAACAAAUACGAUGCCGAAUAUAUUUCCUAUCAUACUGGGUUAAAAGUUGAGUAUAUUCCAUCUUGGUGCGGAGAUUUUCCUGAGAGCACCAAGUACAAUCCAGUUCGAACUGAAAUUUUAUUGGGACCAUAUCGCGACAAUUUGAACUAUCCAAGUUUUGACGAACAGAUAGCUUUAAAACAUCCAAUUAUGACUGAUUUAUCGAAUGCAGCUGCUAAGACAAAGACCAAGCUUACAUUUGUUAGAAUGAGAAUAAUUUACCCUCAAUAUUCAAUAUCUGAUUUAGCGUCCCAUCCAGCCAUCGUUCUUAUUCCUUACCAAGUAUCAGUAAUGUCGUUCUUUGAAUAUUAUAGACUUAAUAUCCCACUGUUUGUACCUUCCCUUUCUCUGAUGAUUAAAUGGCAACUUGAACACAACAACAUGUGGGAACGUGUGUAUGGAGAUCCUGAGAGAGUAGUGAAAAUGGAUGACGGUAUUCCGAGUCCCUAUGAAAAUUCUAAAGCUAGUCUGGAAUAUUGGCUUAAGUAUUCAGAUUACUACACGUUUCCUCACAUUCAAACUUUUGACAAUUUUGAAGAUUUAAUUUACAAAAUUGAAAAUUCUGACCUGAAAGCAAUAAGUGACAACAUGAAAGUAUUCAAUGCAAAACAAAGAGAAGAAUUGAAGGCCACCUGGACAAAAAUCAAAAACAAUAUUCUCCAUUAUUCUGGAGGAAGUUUUGGAAAUUCUAAAAUGCCAAGAAAUAUCGAAGAGGGCUUGAAUCAUUAUGGCAUCCCUCCUUUGGGUGUGGAUUUCAGAAAUUACAUGAAUCAAAUGUGUGAAAAAGAUGAACACACCAUUGUCUUGAGAGGCAUAUUCAACAAAGAGCAAUUGGAAAAACAACAACAAUUGUUGGCUCAUCUGAAUAGAACAGAAGAGGCAACUGCAAAAUAA
Messenger RNA from Naegleria lovaniensis, 2904 nucleotides. RefSeq lists its product as uncharacterized. The transcript has a single exon. NCBI's taxonomy places the organism in Eukaryota, Heterolobosea, Eutetramitea, Acrasida, Naegleriidae. The record is from RefSeq and is a predicted model, not a curated record. Bases 1 to 2904 code for a protein of 967 amino acids.